CUUAUCCACUGAAGUUCUAACGCUGUUUCAGAUACAAAGAAGUGCGUGUUGAUUUUUUUUUUUUUAUUCCCCAUCUAGAUUUCCACUGCGAGAGGAUGGGACUCCCAGAGUUGUGCUGACCUUGAGUGGUGUUUGUCUGACCAAACAGCCACCUUUUGAUCAACAUGCAAGGUUUCUACUCCAAGCUAGACUCGUCCCCCCUUCAGGGCGUAGGCCUGGGGAGUGAGGGCACCCCGGUGCCCCUCAGCCUUGCCGUGGAAACCGAGAAGGCCCGAGCCCUGUUGCAGACCUUCAGCUCCGCCUCCUUGCUGGCGUCGGCAGGCCUGGGCGCGUUCUGCGUGGCGGCUGACCACGUCCUUCAGCUUCCGCUCAUCCAGCACCACCUGUGGCUGCGAGCCAUCCUGGACAAUGGCACGCAUGCCAUCGUAGGGCUGUGGUCCUGGGCAGUUGUGAUUGGGCUGAGAAAGAAGAGUGACGUCUACGAGGUACUGCUGGCCGGUCUUCUGGCGUCCAUCAUUGACUUGGACCACUUUUACAUGGCUGGCUCGCUGUCACUCAAGGCUGCUGUCUCCCUGCCUCAGCGUCCUCCCCUCCACUGCUCCACGCUCAUCCCUGUCCUUUGUCUGUCUCUCCGCUUCUUCAUGUGGCUCGGACGCCUAAAAGACGCCUGGUGCUCGUUGCCGUGGUUGCUGUUCAUUUCGAUGGUGACGCACCACAUGCGGGACGCCGUGCGCCGCGGUCUGUGGGUGUGUCCGUUCGGGAACACGAUGCCACUCCCUUACUGGCUCUAUGUCAGCACCACAGCGACACUCCCUCACUUGUGCUCUGUGCUCAUGUACCUGACUGGAACCAGAGACGUCAUUUCAACCAAACACGGGGUCGCUAUCGAUGUGUAAACCCCGUUAGGGUGGACUAAGUCCAAACGGUGAGGUCGAUCAAAGGAAGAAAAUAUGUGCCAAUCAAAGGAACCUUUACUUUCCUAUCUGAAACACCCCUGUUGGUCAUCCGUGUGUCCUCACCUUUAGUGAUAUUUAUUCAGUAGUAAGUUACUGUACAUUAUAACUACACUCUCACAAAUAUUUAAAAAAAAAAUCUUUUAAAAUGUUUGCCUUUCUUCGGCAGAUGCUUCUUUGUAGUUAACGUAAAAAAAAGUUUGAGUUUUCAUAUUUAAGCCAUUUUUAUUUAAAAAAUGUUCAAAUCGAAAUGUGAAACUAUGCUAUUUGCUAUUUAUUGUUACACCAUUGAAAAAAAUAUUAACCUACAACACUGAUUCCCGAUCCCCUCUCCUCAUAACUUAAAUUAUAUAUACAAUUAUUUAUUCAAAGACUGUUGGAACAGUGUUUGAAAGUAACCUAAUUUUGUCCUGAGCCAAUCCUGAAAGAUGUUUUAUGCCAAAAGGGCUUUUGUUAGUUGUCCACUAGAUGGCGACAAGUAACCUAUGGUUGCACUAGACGUUUCUUUUGACAUUUUGAAGAUUUCCCUAUCCAGUUCUUUUCACGCUUUUUGUUGUAUUUUUCCAUUGUGAUCAGAUGCCCUUUUUGUUACUGAAUUGUUUAUCAUAAUUAACUAGUACUUCUCACUGCUGUCUUUUUAAUUGUUUAAACAUUUUGGUUUGCACUUUUUUAUACAUAUAUUGAUGUCACACUUGCUUGUAUAGAUAUGGUUAAGCCGGCACAUGCAUUGCAACCUGAAGCACUGUUUUCCAGAAAUGUUUCUUUUCGAGGCUCUUAUUGUUUUCAGUCAUGCACACAAAAACCUAUUUUGCACAUUAAGUUUGUUUGAAUUUGUUGUGACUGCAUAACGAUAAAAGUUUAGUUAUAUGGGAAAAUUGUGAAGUAAUCCACCAUUUUGAUUCAAUAAACAACAUUCUUAAGAAUUAUAUGGAAAGUACUGUAAAGCUGCUGAUGUGAUAAAAUAGUCUUUAUUUUUUUACAGAAACAUAGGACAGGAAAAGAAUAACAGCUUAUGGUUAUAUCUGGCAAACAUGAAGCGGGGGAGGGGGCUUGCAUACACCUUAGGGUCGGAACCUAAGUGCAAAAGCAUCAGGCUCCUGGUAUCACAUAAAGAGGAAACACAAGGUCAACAAAUGACUCACAUGGAAUUAUGAACAGUCACUAAUACUGCACUUUGCCCAACGAACCUAUAAUUGUAUUACAAAAUGUGUCCUAACAAGGGAAAACUUAGUGUUUAUAGUUUUAUUAUACUGUGAUAAAUGUGUGAUGAACAACGAAUGCAGGUCACAAUUUUGUUAAAUCAGUGCCCAAAAAAUUGGAAAUAGCAGAACAAUUGCAAGAUUCUAAACCGAUGUGAAAUGUAAAGAUGUGAUUCAAAAUGUAAUCAAAAUGGGCAAAUAGUGUUUGGAAAAGAUUCAUGAUUCUUGUCCCCAUAUAUACUGUAUGUAUACACAUAUACAUAAAUUACUGUGUAUAGGACCUUAAUGACUGCAAAGAAUGCAAGAACAUUGAAACAACCGAAAAGCUUCAGAACACUGAGCAGGACAAACCCAACAAUGCUGGGAAGAUAGUGAUACAGAUUAUACUCAGGGAUGUUUUUUGAUAUAAAACAUGUCAAAUUCUGUUUUUAUUUCAAAUAUUUUCUGCCAAUUAUUUAGUAUGAUUUGUUUAUCAUUUUAAAUAUCUGAAAUCUAAUCAAGCAACAACUAACAUAACUGAGUUAAGCUGUAAUUCCAAACUAGUUAUGAACAUAAUAUGCAGGAAAUCUGUUUCAUUACAUACAUGAUAUACAAUAACAUUAAAAAAAAAAAAAAAAAAAAA
Corythoichthys intestinalis (scribbled pipefish) is the source of this 2774-nucleotide messenger RNA. RefSeq names its product transmembrane protein 267 (gene tmem267). The transcript has 3 exons. Bases 165 to 896 code for a protein of 243 amino acids. The record is from RefSeq and is a predicted model, not a curated record. Lineage: Eukaryota; Metazoa; Chordata; Actinopteri; Syngnathiformes; Syngnathidae.